GAAGCAAUAAAUAACGUAGCUAGAAAAAUGAAAAAAAGCAAAGGCAGAGAGCGAAGCACAGUGCAAGAUUCUGUUUCUUCUCCGUGUUCCGAAAGCGAAGGGAAGGAGCACAUAUCAUCAAUCAUAUAAUGAGAAGAAGCAAGAACCAUUAGGAUCACCCAAAACCAGAGAAAAUUUCAAGGGCCACACUCUUUUCCACCCUUCCCAAAAUGCCCUUGGGUUUUCUCUAGAUUCUCCAUUUCGCUUCUAACCCCUUCUCCAUAGCCACCAUACCCAAAACAAAACAACAUCUUCUUCAUAAUGUUUUGUAAACUCGUUCCAGUUUCGCGCAAGAAAAAAACCGGUUUGAACCCGGUUUACCUUAACGUCUACGACCUGACCCCAAUUAACGGUUACGCCUAUUGGUUUGGCCUUGGAGUUUAUCAUUCUGGUGUUCAAGUUCAUGGAGUUGAAUAUGGGUUUGGAGCUCAUGAGCGUGACACGACCGGGAUUUUUGAAGUGGAGCCUAGGAACUGUCCUGGAUUCACCUUCAGGAAAUCGAUUUUCAUUGGAUCGACGGAUAUGGGACCGAACGAGGUUCGCAUGUUUAUGGAGAAGCUGGCUGAAUUGUAUUCUGGGAACACCUACCACCUUAUCCAAAAAAAUUGCAACCAUUUCUGCAAUGAUGUUUGUCUCAAGUUAACGGGAAAGUCUAUCCCAAGAUGGGUGAAUCGGCUUGCUAGAAUUGGUUUUCUCUGCAAUUGUGUUCUUCCGCCGAGCCUAAACGAAACAAAGGUUCGCCAAGUUACGUUAGAGAGGGCUCAAGAAGGAGAAAAGAAGAAAAUGAGAAGCCAGUCGAGCAGGUACGAGGCUUCACCCAAUCCUCAGUUGUCUAUUAGCCAAAGACAUUGCCUUCCUCCAUCUUCUUCUGUAAUUAACGCUUCUCCGUCCUCAACCUUAACAGUAAAGUAGAGCUUUGACAGGGAGUCAAAGUCCGAAAUAUAGGCUGUUAGAAUCAUGUAACCAACCAAAGAUGGGCAGAGAAGCCAACUUUUUCAUCUGCUCCAGCUUUCUGUUCUGUUGUAUAUCUUCAAUUGUAUGGCAAUGGCUAAAAUGAAAUGGUUGUGUUGUCGUCUCUUCCUUUUAAGUGCUAGCUUUCUUCUGUGAACAGAAAGAAAAAGGGAAAAAGGGUCUGUGUGCUUGCUUGCAUGUGUGCUUGUUUGCACUUCUUUGAUGUGCAUGUAUUGAGAUUUCUGCGUCAAAAGUUUAGAGAAAUGUAGAAGCUAGAGUUUUUCGCUUCUGAAUUGACGCGGCAAAUCCUCUUCAUGAGACGCCAAACCGAACAUAUUGUUCAUUUCUUGAUUUUUCUUUGUCAUUUUAACCGCUGAUGUAGCACAUAGUCAUGUGUUCAAUAUGUAGGAUAUUGUACAUUUGCUGAAGUGCAAAUAAUGCAAGAAUGGAAAUGAAAGAGAUGAUGUGCUUGAGAGCAA
Cajanus cajan (pigeon pea) is the source of this 1469-nucleotide messenger RNA. RefSeq names its product deSI-like protein At4g17486. NCBI's taxonomy places the organism in Eukaryota, Viridiplantae, Streptophyta, Magnoliopsida, Fabales, Fabaceae. The record is from RefSeq and is a predicted model, not a curated record. Gene Ontology annotation, molecular function: deubiquitinase activity. Gene Ontology annotation, biological process: protein deubiquitination.